UGAAGUCUAAACCCGCUCGGUCACGUGACUCUUGAGAAGUUUUUCUUCUUCAUUUUUUCCACGUUGUUCAGAUGUUGUGUUUUUAGUGAUACAGAUGUAAGCAAGAGCAGAUCAUCUUCUUGUCGGACUUCAAGAUUGAUUUGCAUUCCGUUUGUUUUUUUUUUAUUCUACCAGCCUACAUUUGAUGGUGAUGCAUAUUUCUGUAAAAGACAAUGGUGUGGUUUCUGGAAGGGCUGUGCUUCCUGCCAACAUUUUUGAUUAUUUGGUCCUCGAGCACUUUUCUAGUGAAUUAUCUCAUUGCUGUCCUCCGUGGGGACGUCGAUGUGGUCUUCCCGUACAUCAGUGAUACGGGAGUGAACCCUCCGGAGAGAUGCAUAUUUGGCUUUAUGGCAACAAUUUCAGCUUUUGCAGGGUUUACCACCAUGUUUGCCAGAUACAAAUUUGUGCAGAAACUGAUUGAAGAAAAAGAUGUCGUGUCUCCUUGUCUGAACUUUACUACUCUCGUCUUGGCCGUAUGCUCUUGUGCAGGAAUGUGUGUUGUGGCAACAUUUCAGGAGACAGAGACCAGGAUUGUUCAUUAUAUUGGAGCUUCAGCAUUCUUCAUUUGUGGAAUGAUUUACAUCAUCCUACAGACCAUGAUCUCAUACAAGGCUCAUCCUUAUGGAUCUUCAAAGCUCAUGUGUCACAUCCGUGCAAUCUUUUCCUUGGUGGCUUUACUGGCAGUACCUACAACUAUUUUUUCCGCAUUGAUGACCCUAUUUGACUGGACCCAAGACCAGGAUUACCAGCUGCAUGUUGUGUGCGCUGUGAGUGAGUGGACAUCCGCCUUUACUUUCGUCUUCUUCUUCUUCACAUACAUCCAGGAGUUCAAGCAGUUCACUUUGCGAGUGGACGUCCAGUUACUGGGGUUUACAUGAGUCCGUUUCCAGCGUCACUGUGAGACAUGUCUGACUGCACAGUGGUUUUUUUUCUUUUUUUAUAAGAAAUCAAACUGUCAUGAUUUUUAUAAGC
Hemibagrus wyckioides is the source of this 1011-nucleotide messenger RNA. It is a transcript of the gene dram1, whose product is annotated as DNA-damage regulated autophagy modulator 1. Gene Ontology annotation, biological process: regulation of autophagy. The transcript has 7 exons. Gene Ontology annotation, cellular component: lysosome. The record is from RefSeq and is a predicted model, not a curated record. Lineage: Eukaryota; Metazoa; Chordata; Actinopteri; Siluriformes; Bagridae. Bases 213 to 917 code for a protein of 234 amino acids.